Messenger RNA from Purpureocillium takamizusanense, 1830 nucleotides. RefSeq lists its product as uncharacterized. The coding region runs from base 39 to 980 and encodes 313 amino acids. The transcript has 2 exons. NCBI's taxonomy places the organism in Eukaryota, Fungi, Ascomycota, Sordariomycetes, Hypocreales, Ophiocordycipitaceae. The record is from RefSeq and is a predicted model, not a curated record.
CCCCCCCCCCCCCUUUCUUCUUCCUCCGCAAGUGCACAAUGGCCUCCUCGCAGGGCCUCCGCAUCGGCUUCGUGCCCGAGCACUUCUCCACGCCGCUCCACUUCGCCCAGGAGCACUAUGGCCUCGACGCGACGCUCAUCCCCUUCCCCUCGGGCACCGGGCACAUGGUCACGGCGCUGCGGGCGGGCGACAUAGACGUCGGCAUCGGCCUGACAGAGGGCUGGAUUGCCGGGCUCGGCAAGGAAGGCGUCCAAGGCGACGACGGGGGGUACCGCCUCGUCGGGACCUACGUCGAGACCCCGCUGUGCUGGGCCAUCUCCACGGGCGCCGACCGCCCGGACAUCACCUCGGUGGACGCCCUCAAGGGCGGCAGGAUUGGCGUCUCGCGCAUCGGGUCCGGCAGCUACGUCAUGGGCUUUGUGCUCGCCGACAAGCAGGGCUGGCUGGCGCAGAAUCAGCAGCAGCAGCCCUUUUCCGAGACGGUGGUGCUCAACACAUUUGACAAGCUGCGCGGGGCGGUCAACGCGGGCGAGGCCGACUUCUUCAUGUGGGAGCACUUUACGUCCAAGAAGUACUACGACGCGGGCGAGAUCCGCCGCGUGGGAGACAUAUAUACGCCCUGGAGCAGCUGGAAGAUUGUCGCCUCGACCAAGCUGGUGCCGCCUCCCGGCCGUGCCGCUGGAUCUGCCGGGUCGGCGGCCGGUGAAGCUGACGCGCGCGUUCGGGACCUUUUCGAGAAGCUCGACGCUGGCGUGCGGCACUUCAACGACAACCCCGAGGAGGCGGUGCGGUACAUCUCGACGAGCCUGGACUACUCCGAAGCGGACGCGCGCGAGUGGCUCAAGACGGUGCGCUUCCCGCAGAGGACCGAGGGCGUUAAGCCCGAGGUCGUGGCCGACUGUGUGUCCAUCCUGCGAAAGGCGGGCGUGCUGGUCGACGGUAAAGGGAUGGAGCCCGAAGCCAUGGUGGCCCAGCUGUAGAGCGAGUGGUGGGAAGAAGGGGGCAGUUAUGAGCCAUCACGUUGCCUCGGAGAAAACAAAAAUAGAAAGGGGCGGUGGUUCAGUGGCCAUGUCCGCGCUUGUGCUGUCGACGGCCUUACCACGGCGCCCCCUGCGUCAACCCCAUGCGCCCCGUGAAGAUGGACGACGCCCGAUGGCGAUGAGCAUCACGUUUCACUUACACCAUAUGCGUUUGUAAUGAAGAUAAGCCAAGCGCGUCAAACAAACACGCCGAAGAAGAAAAAAGGAAGACCCCUCGGGGAUCGCAAAAUGGUCUGGCGACGGUGGUCGCUGAUGGCCUCGUGCUCAUCCGCCUGAUACCACACCGACCGGGCCAUGGCCCCAACGUCGUCAAGCGCCGCAGCGCGUAGGUGGUGCAACGCGGCGUUGCUUGUCGCAAGUUGCGACAGUCACUUACUCACUCGGCGCCCGCUCGUUCUGGACCCUGUGGCUCACCUGACCGGAACUAUUUUUUCCGCUUCAACAUAACGACACAGCCAAGUCGACAGGAUCACCCCAUGGUCAUGAUCUGUUUCCGCUUACGAUACUCGUUGCGUAAGAGGGGACACGCUGCUGAUGGCGGACAUUUGUUUGCCGCCCUUCAUCGACUUCCGUCAAGUCGCUUCGUCACCCCUUGCCAGUCAUUUGAGCAGAAUUUGGCCGUGCUGCGAGCGCCACGUCAUAUUUUGAUGGUGGAAUGGGUAGUCAUGUCGAGACCAUUCAGGGGGGGGGGCAGACGGACCCGUCUGCGCCAGUUCGUUGUGGAUAUGGAUGUAUAAGAAGAAGAAGCUGUCCUCACCAAACCGGUUGCCAUUCGUUGCAUUAUCAGACU